AUGUUAGAGACUCUUGUUUAUAUGUUUUUGUGUACUUUAACCUUGCUGUCACUUUUUGAAUUUAUUAGGCAUUGCAAAAGCAAAGAGGAUGAGUCGCCAAAGAAGAAAUUAGAUAUAUGGAAAGUUCCUGUGAAGAUAGUCAAACAUAAACUAAGUAAGAAGGUGUUAGAAGUAACCAGUACAGCGCCAGAAGCGGAAGACUCGAACAAACCCAUUGAAAAUGUCGUUUGA
This is a messenger RNA of Parnassius apollo (apollo), 231 nucleotides long. The record is from the annotation of a GenBank genome assembly. NCBI's taxonomy places the organism in Eukaryota, Metazoa, Arthropoda, Insecta, Lepidoptera, Papilionidae.